Messenger RNA from Adineta steineri, 1656 nucleotides. Lineage: Eukaryota; Metazoa; Rotifera; Eurotatoria; Adinetida; Adinetidae. The record is from the annotation of a GenBank genome assembly.
AUGGAUUUUUCUUCGGCCGGUAAUCCUUCAUAUAUCGAUGAAAUUCCAUCUAUGAAUAUUAGUACACCUACAAAAUCAGUGACAAUUAAUUAUAAACAAUUUAGUGAAGAAUAUUUAACGAUAUUUUCAACUUGGAAUGAUAAUGAACAGUUAUAUUUUGUUGAAAAUUUAUUAAAAAAUAUGCAAAGUCAUCAACAUGGACAAGUUAAUUCAUUUUUAUUACCAAUGUUACAAAGAGAUUUUAUUGGACGUUUAUCCUCAUGUGGUCUUGAACAUUUAGCAGAGAAAAUUCUUGGAUAUUUAGAUGAUCAAUCAUUAAAAUCAACAGAACUUGUUUGUCGAGAAUGGUAUCAUGUUAUAUCUCAAGGUAUGCUAUGGAAAAAAUUAAUAGAACGUAAAGUUUUAUCAGAUUUACUAUGGCGAGGUUUAUCUGAACGUCGUGCUUGGAAUAAAUAUCUUUUUCGACAAAUAUCAAUCAAUAAAGAUGAACAAAAACGUGAUGAAUUUUAUCGUUAUUUAUAUCCUCGUAUAUUACGUGAUAUCGAUCAACUUGAAGUCAAUUGGCGUACAGGAAAUUUUCAAUUAGAAAAAAUACCCUGUCGUUCACAAAACAGUAAAGGUGUUUAUUGUUUACAAUAUGAUGAUGAAAAAAUAAUUAGUGGUCUUCGUGAUAAUACAAUUAAGAUUUGGGAUAGAAAAACACUUGAAUGUGUUAAAGUUUUAACAGGUCAUAAUGGAAGUGUUUUAUGUUUACAAUAUGAUGAUAGAGUUAUUAUAACGGGUUCAUCAGAUUCUACAAUUCGAGUAUGGAAUGUUAAAACUGGAGAAUUACUUAAUACACUUUUACAUCAUUGUGAAGCUGUUUUACAUCUUCGAUUUAUUGAUGGUACAAUGGUAACAUGUUCAAAAGAUCGUUCUAUUGCUGUCUGGCAAAUGAAUUCGCCAACUGAUAUAACUAUACGUCGUGUACUUGUUGGUCAUCGUGCAGCUGUAAAUGUUGUUGAUUUCGAUGGAAAAUAUAUUGUUAGUGCUAGUGGUGAUCGUACAAUUAAAGUUUGGAAUACAACAACAUGCGAAUUUGUUCGAACACUUCUAGGACAUAAACGAGGCAUUGCUUGUUUACAAUAUCGAGAUAAAAUUGUCGUUAGUGGCUCAUCGGAUAAUACUAUACGUGUUUGGGAUAUUGAAUGUGGUGCUUGUCUUCGUGUACUCGAAGGACAUGAUGAACUUGUACGAUGUAUUCGUUUCGAUUCGAAACGUAUUGUUUCAGGUGCUUAUGAUGGUAAAAUAAAAAUAUGGGAUCUUCAAGCAGCAUUGGAUCCACGUUCACAACCAUCAUCACUUUGUAUGAAAACUUUAACAGAACAUACUGGUCGUGUAUUUCGACUACAAUUUGAUGAAUUUCAAAUUGUAUCAAGUUCACAUGAUGAUACCAUACUUUGUUUUAAUUUUCUUCAACCAAAAUCUAAUCAAUUAUGUUUAGCUGAUUCAAUUUCAACGAGUGCAUCACCUAUUUUAGGUAUUGGUCAAACUCAAAUAACAGGUUUUAUUCCAACUGAAUCUCCAGAUAAUGAAAUAUCAGGAACAAUAGCAAAUGUAUUACAAACACAAGCUUCUGUUGUAUCAACAACAUCAUCAUCUGGCUCAGGAAUUUGA